AUGUCAUCGGAGGCGGUGGCGGGAGCUGUUCAUUCUCGCGAACAGAUGCUCUGGUUUGGAAACUCAUUUCCUGGUUUCGAGAUCUUUCGACCAGGAGUUCCAAUGUUCUUUGCAGUUCGGCUGUACGAUAUGGGAAAGAUCCUUGACCAACAGCCGCUUGGGUUCGUUGAGCCCAAUUCGAGUGAAUCGGUCCUGGAGGCCGUAUCUCGGGACGAAUCCAGAUGUACCGGUUUCCUCCGACCGGAGUUCCAGUGUUCGGGUUCGUGGAGUCCACGCCCGGACAAGCUGUGGGUGCAGCGGUUCCGAGGUUGCCCAGAUCUGAAGCGGAUCAGGAGCGUUGCAACCUUACCGGAGCUGGUCUGCUUGAAGCGGAUCGAUUCGGUUAUGUCUGGCUGGAAGGGUUAG
This is a messenger RNA of Microthlaspi erraticum, 405 nucleotides long. NCBI's taxonomy places the organism in Eukaryota, Viridiplantae, Streptophyta, Magnoliopsida, Brassicales, Brassicaceae. The record is from the annotation of a GenBank genome assembly.